Messenger RNA from Malus domestica (apple), 3272 nucleotides. RefSeq names its product protein NETWORKED 2D-like. Lineage: Eukaryota; Viridiplantae; Streptophyta; Magnoliopsida; Rosales; Rosaceae. Gene Ontology annotation, molecular function: actin binding. The record is from RefSeq and is a predicted model, not a curated record.
CGCACGCGUUCCCAUGCACGUUCUUCCUCCAUCGCUGUGUGUCUGUCUGUCUGUAUUUUAUUUUCUUUUAAUUUCCCUAAUUAAACAUAAUAAUAACAAUAAGUUAGUUAAUAUUGUUGGUGUUUGGUUUAGAGAAGAAGGGUUGCGUGGUUUUGGUCUGAAGAGGAGGAAGAAGAAGAAAGCAGAAAGAUGUUGCAGAGAGCUGCAAGCAAUGCAUAUUCAUGGUGGUGGGCCAGCCACAUCAGAACUAAGCAAUCCAAAUGGCUCGAGCAGAAUCUCCAAGAUAUGGAGGAAAAGGUACAAACUGUACUUAAACUCAUUCAAGAGGAUGGAGACUCCUUUGCCAAGAGAGCAGAAAUGUACUUCAAAAAUAGACCGGAGCUGAUACAAUUUGUCGAGGAAACCUACAGAGCUUACCGCUCCUUGGCUGAGCGGUAUGAUCACAUUUCAACAGAGCUACAAAAUGCCAACAACACAAUCGCUUCUGUUUUCCCGGAACAAGUUCAGUUUGCGAUGGAUGACGAAGAUGAAUAUCCCUCACCUAAAAUGCCUAGAAGGCCUCCAGAUAUCUCAAAAUGGAGCAUCCCAGAGGUCCCCCCAAAGGGUCCUACUAAAGAUUUAAGGAGUCCUCUCACGAAAACAACAUCGAAAAAUAAGCUGGAGCCUCAGCGAUCAAUGAAAUCCUUGUCUGCUAAAACAGUUCCUAAAUCUGGCUUGACCAAACCUCAGGCACGUGAAGAGAUUGACAAGAUGCAGAAACAGAUUCUGUCCCUACAAACGGAGAAAGAGUUUGUAAAAAGUUCGUAUGAGAAUGGACUUGCAAAGUACUGGGCAAUCGAGAACCAAAUCAAGGGAAUGCAGGAGAAAGUAUGCAGCUUGCAAGAUGAAUUUGGUGAGGGUAUGGUCAUUGAAGAUAACGAGGCUCGGAAUUUGAUGGCAGCAGCUGCUUUGAAGUCAUGCCAAGAUACAUUGGUUGACUUGCAGGCGAAACAGGAAAGUACAGCUGAGGAAGCGAGGGUUGAGUCAAAAAGGGUUAAGGAUGCCCGGAAGAACUUAGAGACUCUUAAGAACGAGUUUCAUCCUGAUCAAACAAAUCCGGAAAAUCCAAAUGUAAAGGAUGAAUCUGUAAAUGAAGAAAAUGAAAAAAGCUUGGACCAGGAAGUGGACAAGGCAACUCAACAGAGACAGAAAUUAGAGUUAUUACGGGAGAAAAUUAAGGAACACUAUGACGCUGCACCCGAUCCAUCUCUCACUGUUUCGGAAAUGGCAGAUAAGAUUGACGAGCUCGUGACUAAGGUGAUCAGUUUAGAAAGUGCAGUUUCAUCACAGACUGCCCUAGUCAAGAGAUUAAGAAGCGAAAAUGACGAGAUUCAUGAACAGAUUAAAAAUCUGGGAGGUGACAAGGCUACUCUCAUAGGUGACAAGGAAGACUUGAGCAAAAAGCUGAAGGAAUUGGAGGAAAAGCUGCAUCAAGUUCAGGAUCUUAACCGGAGUGUUGAAAACCAGAAUGACAACCUUCAGACACAUUUUACCGAAGCAACUUGCAAUCUCGAUCACAUUUCUCAUAAACUGGAAACCGUGAAGCCAGAUGAGGAGGUCAAGGUCACAGGCUCAUCAGAAACAAAAGAGGAAUCUCUUGUGGAAACCAAGUUGCAGAAAUCUCUUGAAGGAGAAGAAAAUGCGGUCCAUCCUGUCACUGGAUCCAAGGUACUGGAGGAAGCAAAGUCAGAUGAGGAACUGAAGCCUACAGUUUCACUGCAAAAAGAUGAAGAACUUCCGCCUGAAGUGAGACCGUUAAAAGAGUCCACAGAACAUAAGGAAAUAGAAAAGUCGAAUGAUGGUUCUGUAAAAGCCACGGAUGCUCUUAUUACUUCUGCCGCGGAUCAAGGAAAAGAUGUUUUUCAAUGCCUGGAAAUUAAUAAUGCGGUAAAUCCUGUCACUGGCUCCAGGGUAGUACAGGAAGCGAAGUCAGAUGAGGAACUGAAGGCUACAGUUUCACAGCAAAAAGAUGAAGAAUCUCUGGAUGAAGGGAGACCGUCAAAAGAGUCCACAGAACAUAAGGAAAUAGAAAAUCCUGCUCAUGGUUCUGUACAACCUACAGAUGCUCUCAGUACUUCUGCUGAAAAUCAAGGAAAAGAUGUUUACGAAUCCCCGGAAAUUAAUAUCGAAGUUGAGGAACAAUCAACAAGGAACGAAGAUGAGCCAGACUGGCAGAAAUUGUUUGUGCAUGGGAUGGAGGACAGAGAGAAGAUUCUAUUGACACAGUACACGAUAACACUUCGGAACUACAAGGAUCUGAAGAAGAAAUUCAGUGAAGCAGAGAACGACCUCUUUGAAACAUCAGUGCAGAUGAAAGAAUUGAAGAGUGCCAGUGCCAUGAAGGAUGAAGAGAUUAAAUCGUUGCAUAAGAAACUGGAUCUUCUGUUACAGAGUUUAGGUAAAACCAAAGACUCAGAAGAGUUUAAAGCUUUAGAUCACCCGCAGACCCCAACGAGUGGUUCAGCAGAUAAGAAAGAGGAUGAUCAAUUUGAGGGAACUUCGGAAAUAGAAGAAAAAUUCCGUUCGAACAUUGAUGAACUGUUGGAGGAGAACCUGGAUUUCUGGUUAAAAUUUAGCACUUCAUUCCACCAAGUACAACAAUUCGAAACAACCGUCCAAGAUUUGCAGUCUGAGAUAUCCAAGCUUGAGGAGAAACGAAAGAAACAAGACGGAAGUAGUCAUGCAAAAUAUUCUAUGAAAUCAGAUGCACGACCGAUAUACCAGCACCUAAUGGAGAUACAGACUGAACUGAAUGUUUGGUUGGAAAAGGGUGCACUACUGAAAGACGAGCUGCAGUGCAGAUUCAAGUCUUUGUGCAGCAUUCAAGAAGAAAUAACAAGGGCUUUGAAGACGAGUGCCGAGGACGGUGACUUCAAGUUUACAAGCUAUCAAGCCGCAAAGUUCCAAGGCGAGAUUUUAAAUAUGAAACAAGAGAAUAACAAGGUUGCAGACGAGUUGCAAGCGGGAUUGGAUCAUGUGAACGCACUCCAACUUGAAAUAGAUAAAAGUAUGGCAAAGUUGAAUGAGGAUUACAGGCUCGCUGGAUCAAAGAAGCAACCAGCUCCACAGCUAGCCCACUCUGAGAGUCGUUCCCGAGUGCCCUUACAGUCAUUUAUAUUUGGCGUAGCACCAAAGAAGCAAAAGCGAUCAAUCUUCGCUGUUGUGGCCCCUGCAAUGCAUAAGAGAUACCAAGAUUCAAAAGCUAAAUCAUCUCAGCUGUAGAUCGUUUCAUU